AUGAUGGCGGCAGCGGGAUGCGGAUCAGCAACCGCGGCUGCCAUAGGAGGCCAAGUUGGUACUGCUGCACCCCGAGGUCGCUUCCCUGGUCGGCCUUGGUCGUCUCGCAGCCGCUUGCGUUCUGAGAAGCGAUGGCAACUCGACCGAUCAGGGGCAGAAGCUGACGAUGUGACUAAUGCUGGAGGCCCAAGGCCCACAAGCCUGGUUCUCUCGUUAAACGAGGACCAGUCUCACUUGCGUUUACUUGGGAUAGAGUCGAACCACAAGAGCUUAGCGCAGGCUGGGUACAGCUCAAGUGGGAGCGAAGAGGUGAGAGCCCAAAUCCCUGCUGGAGAAGAUGAUUUCACAGGAUUUGAAUCUGAUCGUAAAGGAUAUAAAGGCCCCGUACGGUCCAGACAUAAUCCCUCCAAAAGUGAUCCUGUCCAAACAAAAUCAAAAAGGAUACGAGAGAAGCCAUCCCUUGUAGUCACCCCAAAGGAGACAGAGGGGUCUCCAACUCCUGAAGAAGAUGCACCAUCUUCACAAGAGGUCCACUGUGCAAUUCCUCCUGAUGCAGUGCCUUCCAAUGAUGGUAGAAAGGGUUCAAAAAACAAGCACUCAAACCCAGCAAAGGAGAAGCGUCCUGCGAAAAACGGAGCGGCUUUAACUCCAAGGAUUACCAUCAAGUUGGUGGCCAAGAAGACGGUAAGAAAGGAAAAGGGAGGACAUCUAAAAUCUGUGGAGAAGUUGAAGGUAAAAGGAUUGCAUUUUCAAUCAAAAGCUAAUGACGUCAAAGGUGACCAGAUCUCCAGUGCCCAUGUCAAAUUAAAGACCGAGACACAAGCUGAUGAGGCACAGCAUCUGAAUGGCACUGAGGAUGAGGGAGGCGGAGGAGCCAUACCAGCAAGGAGGCGUGGUAGAUCUGCCUCCAAGAUCACUGAACCCUGUGUUCAAAGUGGGGCCAAAGUUGGGGAGGUUGAUGACCAAAAAUCAGAGGGGGGUAUAAAAUCAACAGGCAAACAGGACAUUGCACUGGAAAGUGGAAAUGCGGCGCCAAAAACAGACAUUAAGAAAUUCAAACGGAAAGAAAGAACCACAGAGGUAAGCACUGAAGUCAAUAAACUGGUGAUACGGAGAAGAAGUAGAACUACUAAUCCACCCUCCGAAACACAUGAAGGCCUUGUAACAGAAUCAAAAAACCAGAGCAAUGAAAAAGUAUGUCUGGCAGAGUCUUUGUUAGAGGUUUCAAGAAUAGAGGAAGCCAAACCACCACCCAGAAAGAGUAAGCGUAAACAAAGCAAGGCACAUCAAGCAGAGAAGAUGGUCACAGAAAUCCAUGUUCCAUUAGCCACAGAACCUAAAAAGCCAAUUGUUGAAUCCAAUGACGGUCUGGCUUUUAAAAAUGACGAUGACAUUAUCGGGAUUCCAUGUUUUAAGCUGAUUAAAAUCAGAAAACCCAAAUUGGAAGGCUCAUCUCGGUCUGAUAGUAAAGGCUCCUCUCGUAAGAAGAAACGAAGCAAGUUUGUGUGGACACUUACAUUAGUUAAGGGGAAAAUAAAGGACACCCAAGUGCAGGGCUCUGGAAAUACUGUCAAAGGAACAGAGAAGCAGCGGAGUACCGCUGAAUUAGACAAAGACUCUCUUUUUGAACCCAGUGUGAUCAAGAGUGUAGAGAACCCUGAAGAGAAAGAGGCCACGAGUUUCACCACUUCCAGAGAUGCUGAGCACACACAUAAUGAGAAGUCUUCCAAGAAGAAGACUAAGGAGACUUCGUCUCUUGAGGAAAAGUCCUCUCUUCAUGUUGAAGUGGGACAGGUAACGCAACCACAUCCAGAGGAGGCCACUCAAACUGACUGUGGUGAUACUGUGGCAAAGGUUGUUCCACCCCUUCAGAUAAAAAAGGUCUCCUCACCCGGUAAACCUAAACGCUCAAAACCAUCAUUCCUGAUCCAUCAAACUAGUCCUGCGCCUGAAGAAAAAAAGAUACUGGUGAACACAAAAGAUUCCAUUGAAAUUCUGGAGGAAAAUGUUUUUUUAUCAGACACAAAUGCUGUGCCAACUCUCAAAGCAAGGAGGAGAAGACUGGCGAAGAUGUCUACACCACGGAAGAAGCGUGGAAGUCAUAAACCCUGGACAACCCACAAACACAAGCUUCAAUCAAGUCCAAAUGUGGAACAUCCAUCUGAUGUACCUGCCAGUGAAGCAGAACCACAGAUCAAUGAGGUUUUGAAGACAGACAAGGUGGAAACCUCAGUCUCUAAACCUAGAAGGAGAAGAAGUUCGAGUGUUCCAGUUAGAAAGAGGCCAGGGAAGACACAGAUGUUACCUGAACCCACUGAAUCGCCAAACACAGAGUUAGCUCCAUCUGAACCACAGACAGAGGUCUCCACAUUGUCUGUUGUCUCUAAACCUAGGAGAAGAAAUUCUAGCCUUUCAAUAAGAAAGAAGUCAAGAAAGACACCAGGAUCAUCUGAAACUCGAAUCACAGAGAUGGCUCCAUUUGAACAGCAGACAGAGGAGGUCUCCACAUUGUCUGUUGUAUCUAAACCUAGGAGAAGAACUUCUAGCCUUUCAAUAAGAAAGAAGUCAAGAAAGACACCAAGAUCAUCUGAAACUCAAAUCACAGAGAUGGCUCCAUUUGAACCACAGACUGAGGAGGUCUCCACAUUGUCUGUUGUCUCUAAACCUAGAAGAACUUCUAGCCUUUCAAUAAAAAAGAAGUCAAGAAAGACACCAACAUCAUCUGAAACUCCAAUCACAGAGAUGGCUCCAUUUGAACCACAGACUGAGGAGGUCUCCACAUUGUCUGUUGUCUCUAAACCUAGAAGAACUUCUAGCCUUUCAAUAAAAAAGAAGUCAAGAAAGACACCAACAUCAUCUGAAACUCCAAUCACAGAGAUGGCUCCAUUUGAACCACAGACUGAGCUCUCCACACUGUCUGUUGUCUCUAAACCUAGAAGAGCUUCUAGCCUUUCAAUAAGAAAGAAGUCAAGAAAGACACCAACAUCAUCUGAAACUCCAAUCACAGAGAUGGCCCCAUUUGAACCACAGACAGAGGAGGUCUCCACAUUGUCUGUUGUCUCUAAAUCUAGAAGGAGAAGAAAUUUGAGCCUUUCAAUUAGAAAGAAGUCAAAGAGAUCAUCAUCUGCAACUCCAAACAUAGAAGUAGCCCGAUCUGAACCUUUGACUUUGGCUAACACUCAACCAGUGGUAAAGGUGGAUCAAGAGACCCAGUCAAUAGAGUGUGGAAAGGUGCUGCUGUUGGAGCCCCCUGUUAUUGAAAAGACAGAACCACGCCGUCAUAGAAGUCUGUUCAAACAUGGCAAAAAGAAGCGAAGAGCCUUGAUUGGACAGAGGCAGAAACAAAGGCAGAGGCCAAGAGGGAGAAAGAAUGAUGAGAGUAAAUCACCUGAAAGUAAGGUUCCUGAAACUAUUGAAGAGGUAGCCCUAAAGGAAGUUUUCUCCCCAGAGGCUGCUUCCAUACCUGCAAGAUCUAAACUCAUUGGCAUCCUCAAGACCAAGUACAGAAGGAAAAAGGUCCCCAAUUCACGCCUUCAGUUCCUUGGUACCAAAAGACCAAGAGCCAGGCCUAAAACUCUGUCUAAGCAGGUAGAAAUGGAUCUCGCCCAGCACAUUUUGGAGGAGCAGGAUAUACAAGACACGGUGGAUGAUGAACCACAGUCUGAUGCUUUUGAUGAACAGCAUGGUAAAUCAAAGUACCUUAAAAACAUAAAGCACUUCAUCAUGCCUGUUGUCAGUGUCCGGUCCUCACGGGUGAUCAAGACUCCACAAAGGUUUAUGGAUGAUGCUGGCAUGUCCGUUUUGCCCCGUAGAAACUCCCCGAAGAAAGGCCAACUAUUCGGCUUACACCCACGCACCGGAAGGAAACGAGAAGAUGGCACAGGUAGAGAGCUUACUCCUGAUCUGUCUGUCGACGAGGAAGAAUUUCUAAAUGAGGCGCAGUUGGAUGUCGACAUGUUCUCAACUCAGGAACUCGAACAGGAAACCACUGACGUGAGUGACUGCUUAUCCUCCGGAAAGCAGUCUGGAAAGAGGAAGUCCCUCUUGAGGAAUCCCAGUUUCAAGUGGCAUGUGCCAGGAGAGUCUGGUGAGGAGGUAUAUACGCUGGACAAAACUCUACAGAGCAAGUAUGAGACUUUACUUUUAUCCAAAGAAUUCCAAAUUGCUUCUGACCAAUCAACCGAUCCCCAGGAGGUUCAGAAAAAAAGGCCAUGCAGGUUCAACAAGCAAACAUCUCACCUAAAUAUGUACAAGCGACUGAAGAAGCUGCAACCAGGACUUCCCAAAAAGAGAAGAAAAAAUGUGAUGACAGAUGGUGUUUGCAAUACUCUUCAAUCUUCUGUUCAUAUGCUAGCGGAAGGUCUGGAUGAUGAAGUCAAGAGCAUCUGUCUAAAGAAACAUACAACAAUCACAGCUCCAAACAAACCCAAAUCAAAGCAAGGCAAAUCCAAGCUCAAGAUUGAGGACCUUGAUAGCCCUGGGGUUGUGCGAAAAGUCUCUGUGUGUGUUCACACUAUGAACUCAAAGUUCUUAACAUUUCAAUAUGGAGAACAUGAGGAGUUGACAGAGGAAGACAAAACAAAUGCUGAGAAUGUUAUUGCAGAAGCAGGAAAGCUUGAGCCACAGGAACUGCAUCUGAACAUGAUCGCUGAGCCUGACCGUGCUGCUGCUGAGGAGAAAGGAGCCACCCAGAGAGUUCGCUUCACAGGGGCCAAUAAGAGGAUGUUCAAUCUGCUCAAGAAAGCCAAGGUCCAGCUCAACAAGAUCGACCAGCAGAAACAACUGAAGUCUUCAGGGCUUCUAUCAGGGCCUGCUGGCUCCAGAGAUGCAGCAGGGAAGAGACAAAGGAGGAAACCGAAAGAGCAGCUUGAGCCUGUUGCCUCAAACAUGACUGACCCUCCCCUGUCACAGGAGUUCCGCAGAGCGGGGGGUCCACGCAUCAAGCAUGUGUGCCGUGCAGCAGCUGUGGUGCUGGGCCAGCCUCGUGCACUGGUGCCCGAUGACAUGAUCCCCAGACUCAGUGCGCUGCCUCUGCAUGAGAGAACUGGCAUAUCCCCCUCUGGAAAGAACCAAGGUGGUCAGUCUCUCUCUGGGCCAGACAGCCCUGGGCUGCCGGACCAAAAGGUUACCACGGUCAGGAAGUCAGGAGCAGGUUUUGCUAAACAAAAGAGCCUUGGGCCUUUUGGGCUCCGCUCUCGGAGGUGUGGGAUCUGCAAGGGCUGCAACCAUGAGGAGGACUGUGGCGAGUGCAUGAACUGCCUGGACAAACCCAAGUUUGGAGGGCCCAAUACGAAGCGACAGUGCUGCAUAUAUAAAAGAUGUGAUCAGAUUGAAGACAGAAAAGCACGUCGUUUGAGUGGCAAGUUCCCUGGAGGUCCUGGGAAUCGCAGGCGGCACUCCCUCAGCGUGGUUCAGUCUAGCAAUGAGGAAGUUGAUGGGAUGGAGGUGCGGGACAGCCAGAGCCCAUCUGUGAGGAAGCAGCCGCGGCGCUGUGUGAAGCCACGCUCCUACUUUGACCUGCUGGACUAUGACUCCGACCUGGAGAUCACUGUGGGCUCCAACUCUGCCUCUCCCGGCCGGAGGAGAGGCCCCGGCCCACGCAUCCAAGACUUUGUCUCUCUUGAUGGAUUCCUGGGAGAUCUAUCGGAUGACGGUUUGAGACAUCGCAGGCUGCACCACCGAGUUCCUCCGUGUCGCCGUAAAACUGACAAGCAGUCCCACCCUUCACAGGCACAGCAGAAGCAGACAGGCCUGUGGAGCGGUGGUGUCUACAGCUGGCUGGACGAUGACCACCAGGGAGAGAGAGAGUCAGAGGGGCUGUCGGCGGAGCAGCUACUGCUGCAGAUAACGCAGUCGCCCCCACACUUACAGUCAGACCUGGAGCUAUCCUCCUCCUACCCUGAGGACCAAGGGUCUCCCCUGCGCCUGCUAUCCCACGCUGAGGCCACCCCGGGGUGGCCAAGGGCCAGGAAUCCUAUGGAACAGAUGCCACCUAGCGUCCUGGCCGCCCUGGCAAAUGGAUUUGACCAGAGGGAGAGGGAGCCCUCCGAGCCUACGCACAAGAUCGGCGUGGACUUCAAGGAGGACUGUGACCUCCAGAAUGUGUGGAUGAUGGGAGGCCUGAGUAUCCUGACCUCUGUACCCAUCAUGCCCCCCUGUGUCUGCCUGCUGUGUGCCAGUGAAGGACAACAAGAACAAAUGCUGUACUGCCAGGUGUGCUGUGAUCCCUUCCACUGGUUUUGCCUUGAGGCAACGGAUCGGCCCUCUGAGGAGAACUGGUGCUGUCGCCGCUGCAAGUGCUGCCAUAUAUGUGGCAGAAAAAACAAGCACUCCAAGCCUCUGCUGGAGUGUGACAGAUGUCAGAACUGUUAUCACCCUUCAUGCCUGGGGCCUAACUACCCCAAACCCAACAGGAGGAGGAAGGCCUGGGUGUGUAUGACGUGCAUCAGGUGUAAAAGCUGUGGGGUUACACCAGGGAAGAGUUGGGACACUGAGUGGAACCACGAUAAAGGACUCUGUCCAGACUGCACCAAGCUCCACGACCAAGGCAACUACUGUCCGAUCUGCUUCAAGUGCUAUGAGGACAGUGACUACGACAGUCAGAUGAUGCAGUGUGCCACCUGUAACCACUGGGUCCAUGCCAAGUGUGAGGACCUGACAGGUGACCUGUAUGAGAUUCUGUCCAGCCUGCCAGAGAGUGUGGCGUAUUCCUGCCGGCCCUGCAGCCAGUCCCAGCCCAGCCCCUGGAGAGAGCUGCUCCACAUGGAGCUGAGAGCCGGGGUAGAGAAGGUGCUGGCCUGCCUGCUCACCUCCACUCUCACCCAGCACCUCAUCACCUGCUCACAGUGUGUGACCCAGGUUGACCCUGACAGUGGAGCGGAGGGCCAGCCAGCCUGUGACCUCCGUGCUGUGGGCAAGAAGUUUGACAAAGGCCUCUACACCACCCUGAAAUCGUUCCAUGAAGAUGUGGUGCAAGUGGUGCGGAGGCGUCUGGACCAGGAGGAGUCUCUCCCGGAGGAUGAAAGGCCCACAGCCGUGGCCCGCUCCUACUACUUGAAGCUUCUGGAGGAGGUCUUCAACUGGUUCAACAGCCAGGACCCCAAAGUGUGGGACCCCCGAUCCAAAGACCUUCCUAUUGGGAUGCUGUCCCAUGCGGUUCAGCCCCCCACCACUGAGCAUGUGUAUGCCCAGUGGCGUGAGAGGGAGGAGCUAAGGUCCAGGGCCCCUCUAGGGAGCCUGCAGACGGAGAAUGUACCACGCCUGGAGGUGAAACAAGAAGAGGUGCCUCACCCCACCACCCCACUGAUCACAGAGCCAACCAGGGGUCUCCACUUUAGGAAAAACAGGGCUUUCAGGCUUAAUAAACUCAAAGGGAAAAGGGGAAGAGCCGGACGGCAAUCCAUGUCUGAGGGACGUCCAUUCAAGUCUGAGGGACGGCUGUCCAAGGCUGACCUAGACACAGGGUGGUCCAAGGACGACGGGAGGCAAUGCUCACUGUGCCAAAAGUAUGGAGAUGCUAAGUCCAAUGAGGCGGGCAGGCUGCUGUACCUGGGCCAGAACGAAUGGGCUCACAUCAACUGCUCCAUGUGGUCCGCCGAGGUGUUCGAGGAGGACAAUGGCUCUCUGAUGCACGUGCACAGUGCCGUCGCUAGGGGGCGCUUCAUGCGCUGUGAGCGCUGUAACCAUACAGGUGCCACAGUGGGCUGCUGUCUGACCUCCUGCCAGAGCAACUACCACUUCAUGUGUGCCCGCUCCCGCAACUGUGUAUUCCAGGACGACAAGAAGGUCUACUGCUACAAACACAGAGACCUCAUCAGUGGCAAGAUCAUCACCGGCCAAGGGUUUGAGGUGAAUCGGAGGAUGUACGUGGACUUUGAUGGGAUCAGUCUUCGCAGGAAGUUCUUGACUGGACUCGAGCCAGAAAACAUCAAUUUGAUGAUUGGCUCUUUGCAGAUUGAAAAUCUAGGUAUGCUGACUGAGCUGUCUGCAAAGCAAGGAAAACUCUUCCCAGUGGGUUACCGGUGUUCUCGCUGGUACUGGAGCACGGUGAACCCACUGCGGCGAUGCAAAUACACGUGUACGAUCCGUGAGGUCCGACCGCCGGUCCCUGAGAAACCUGCUGAAGAGAUGCCUGACAAGGGAGAGAAUAGCACUAUAGCACACAGCCCCUGCGCCCAGUCAGAAUCUGAUGCCCAAGAGGUUGACGUGGCACAUUCCCGACCCACUACUCCCAGCUUCUCAGCUCCACUCCCUAAACCUGACCAUGGGGCAAGGCCCAAAAUCAGGAGACCAGCUGGAGGACUGUUCCGGCCUCUACCCUCCCCAGGAGCAACCAAGUCCAAACCCCACCACAUCCUGACCAUCAGUGACUUGGAGGAGACACGCAGGCCUCGUCGCCACAGCCCCCACUCCCAAACCCGCAGGGACAUGUCCUCCCCACCCCUGGGCUCUCCAACUGGAUCGGGACUAAUCACCCUCCGCACUGGGGGCUCCAUGCAUCCCAAGGCCUCCGUACCCACCUCUCUGUUGUUUCCAAUCGGUGCUACUGAUAUCCUCCUGACCUCUGCCCGUCCUGUCGGAGGUCGAAGUGCUUCCUCUGCCCGAUGCCCCGGGAACAUGACUCACUCUACCUCAGGACUCUUUCCCCAGCCACCGUGGGAAGACAGUGUGGGCAGCUUCCCUUGCCUGUCCCUCUCACCAACCGUCCAGCACUCCCCUAGACCCAGACUGUCUUUUGACCUGAACCAGUCAGACUCAGUGGAGGUACCACACAACUUCCUGGCUUCCCCAGAACCGGAGGAUAACCCUGCACCUAACAGCGCCUCACCACUUAGGGGCUCUUUCACACAAUUCCACGAGGACUCUGACGUGGCCCUGGUCUCCGAGUUGAAGACUGAGCUUGAGAUUGAGGAGACGCUAGUGAAUGAGGGAGUGGCCAUGAACUGUGGUGCACAGAUAGACGUGGAGGGCGACGACAACCAAGAGGAGUUCUGGGAGCCCGAGGUUCGCAAGAGGAAGACCCGUACAGCCCUGACCCGCUCAGCUGCAUCCACCAGGCAAGACUGGGGAAACACUUCCUCUGAUGAGGACAUGGAGCACUAUUUUGACUUCUCGCACACUGUGGUCAGUCGCACAGGCGCCAGGGACCCACCCCAGGCUCCUGCCUCUCCCUCUUCAAGAUCUAUCCCUCAGCUGGACGGUGUGGAUGAUGGGACUGAGAGUGAUGCCAGCGUGACAACUACAGAUGGGGCUCAGAAACUGAAGAGUGCCAGUCAAGUUCAGAACCCAGCUCAAACACAUGUUCUGCCUGAAGUAAAAAUUACAACAAAUGGUCUAAGUGCAGACCCUGGAAGCCCUGUCCCAGAUCAGUCACCCCUUCGCAACCCUUUCAAGUCUACAACCAGAGUUUUCCUCCCCGCUACAAAACCUCCCCCAGCGUAUAGACCCCAUGAUCCAUCCAAAGCCUUUAAUGCCACACAACUAGCUAGGACUGAAUUGGACAGUGUGACCCUUGCGCCAACUGAGAUCUCAGCAGAAGCUCGAAGACCAGCUGCAGUGGACCCUUCCACAACAUACAGCCCUGCUGAUGUGAAUACUACUCCCCUGCAGUUAUACACCUUCCCAACUCCUGUAGAGCAAAAUAACUCAGUCCCCUCCUUAGACUCCCACAAACCAGUGCUGAUUACACCCCUUCAAGGAACUCUGCUGGACUUUGUCCAUACUAAGGUGCCUGAUACGGUCUACCCAGAGGAUUUAUUUCAAGUUUCCGGUCUGGACUUUGUCCCUGGGGCUCCACUUGUUCUUGAAAGGUGUGAUCCUCCCUCUCCCAGCACUUGUUUCACUGAGCUGGUCCCUGUCCAGGUUGAUGCUCCCAUGGAAACCCAUCAGCCUCAAGACCCAAAAGACCUCUUCUUGGAUUCUAACAGCGGCCACUUUGUAUCGCCCACAGAUGGAUCUUCCAUUUACAUGAACCACUUGACAGAGAGUUCACGAGUUCCCUCGUUGAGCAGUAGUCAGGGCACCCUGUUGGAGCUUCUUCAACCCUCUUCUCUUAUCUCCUCGGACUUCCCUAACCCCAGCGUAGCACAGAUGAACCCUUUACAAAUGAGUCCCUCUGUGCAGUCCUCUUUGCCUGGCUUUAACCCUUCAAGGCCACCUCUCAGUAGCAUCUCGCUACAACCCCUGACAUCCUCCCAAGGGUCAACAGUCUUGCCGCCCAUGGAGACCUUUUGUACCAAAUUAUCAGCACCUAUUCAAGACAGUGCACUUCCACAUUUGUCCUCUCAAAUUGAUCCCAUUUUAUCUGCAACAUCAAGCGUCAGGCUCCCAUCUUAUGGAUCUGUCUCUCUGCCUAUAUUCUCCACACAAUCCCAGGCCAUGGUCUCCACAGCUAUUACCAUUGUAUCCUCCUCUCCCUCCGUAUCCUCUCUCUCCGAUGCUCUAUCCACCCAGUGUCACCCCAUGCUCUCUUCGCUUCAGCCCUCCUCUGCCCCUGUGAUGAUUAACGGAUACAGCUCCACGUCUCUGCAGAAGGAAGCUGCCCUGGGACACACCAUCUCCAUCAACUUCUCCACCCCCAGGCCGCCACUGGAGCCCCAACAGCCGCUGUUAACUCAGGGACUACCUGGCCACGCUAUCCUUACUGUGAAGGAAGUGGGUGGUCCUAACGUGGACCCUACACCUCACGUUCUACUGGUCAACCGCCUGGGCCAGAUCUUUGUGAAGAACCCAGAGAGCAACACCUUCCAGCUUCCCAGUCAGAGCUGUCCCUCCUAUAAUUGUGUCACUCAGAUAGCCAGCCUCCUUCAGAGCAAUGCCCUGUCUGCCACCUUGGCAGCAGCUGGUACAAUGUCCACCCCAGUUACAGGGACUGCCAUGCCAACCCAUGUCCCUAAGAUGGCCACACCUGUGGUUCAGAACCCAGGUACCAUCACUCAACUGCUCACUCAUAACAGCAAUGGGACAGUGGCAGCAACUGCGGUCAAGAAACCCAGGAAGAACGCAAGCGUAUCUGCAGAUGGAGCUAUACCAGGGAUGAAGAAACCCAGAAAGAAGAAAGAACCUUCCACAACUUCUAAGAGAGAGAAGUCUGACAAAGCUGCAGACCUGUUUGAGUUUGCUGGUCAGGACGGGAGUUCCUCCAUGACCAAGACUGAGAGCGCCCAAGCCAUCAUCAACCAAGCCAUGGCCAGUAACUACACCCCCAACCGGACCGGUCCGCGCAUACUGAGUCCCUCCACAUUCCGUAACAACCCUUCCCUGAAAUCUGUGGUCCUGCCCCCAGGACUACUCAUCGAACCCGAGCCCGCAGCCCCCACACUGUCUGUUUCAACACCCCGCCCUUCUCGCGCCCAUGUCCGUAUGAAGAGGGUGUCCUCCCUUUCAGAUCGCAUUGGUGCCACAAAGAAGUCCAAGACAGACUUCCUAGAGCCAGAGCCCCCUAGUGCUAAGGAGGACCUGUCGGUACCCAAAGACAGCUUUGCUGCUGUCUCCAGCAGGGCUGGGGGUGUUCGCAUUAAAACCCCAACGGUGAAAGGUGUGUUGGACCUGGACAAGCUAAAGGAGGAGCACUUGAGUGACUCUGAAAGCACAAGGCCAGGGCCUUGGGACCGCCUGUCUAUACCUCGAUUUGGGGGGGACAUGGGUAAACAGAACUGGGACACAGUGGGCCGCAGUGCCCUGACUGACUGGAACAAAUACUCAGGUGCUGUAUCGUGCUCAGAUGAUGAGCUGCUGCCAUCAGACGAGGACGAUGAGUGUCCCCCCAGCCGAGACCAGCCCCACCUUCGCUUCGAAAUCAAAAGCGAUGACGGCUUCAGUGUGGAGGCAGACAGCAUAGAGGUUGCCUGGAGGGCAGUGAUAGACUGUGUCCAGGAGGCGCGGGCAGGGGCAAGGCUUAGGCAGCUGUCCUUCUCUGGGAUGACAGGUGUCCGUAUGCUGGGCCUGCUCCACGACACGGUGGUCUUCUUGGUGGAGCAGCUCCAGGGGGCCCGCCGCUGCCAUAGCCACGCCUUCCGCUUCUUUAAACAGAUCAGCCAAGAGGAGGACCUGCCUGUCAACCCCUCUGGAUGUGCCCGCUCUGAGGUCUACCUCAGGAAGUCCACCUUCGACAUGUUCAACUUCCUGGCUUCCCAGCACCGCCAGCUCCCUGACAUCAACCCCUACGAUGAGGAGGAGGAUGAAGUCCCACUCAAAUCCACAAGACGUGCCACGAGCUUGGAGCUCCCCAUGGCCAUGCGCUUCAGACAUCUGGAGAGGACAUCUAAGGAGGCUGUAGGCGUGUACAGGUCUGCUAUCCACGGCCGAGGUCUGUUCUGCAAGAGGAACAUCGAUGCUCAGGAGAUGGUCAUCGAGUAUGCCGGCAUCGUCAUUCGCUCAGUGCUCACAGACAAGCGAGAGAAGUACUACGAUGGCAAGGGUAUCGGCUGCUACAUGUUCCGUAUCGAUGACUUUGACGUGGUGGACGCCACGAUGCACGGCAAUGCGGCACGCUUCAUCAACCACUCGUGCGAGCCCAACUGCUACUCGCGCGUCAUCAACGUGGAGGGCCAGAAGCACAUCGUCAUCUUCGCCUUGCGCAAGAUCUACCGGGGCGAGGAGCUCACCUACGACUACAAGUUCCCCAUCGAAGACCCAGCAAGCAAGCUCAACUGCAACUGCGGGGCCCGGAAAUGCAGACGCUUUCUCAACUAGGGGCAGGAGGAGGACUUGGUACUGCCACAGUCUCUGCAGGGGGAACAAGGCACAAGGGAAGGGGGUGAGAGCAGAGGCAACAAAGGAAGAGGUUAAAAGCCUUAAAUUAAGGUUUUACUGGUUUGGGAGGUGGGGGAGGAGAAAAUACAGGAAAGGAUGAGCCACUACGAAGAGACUGGGAGAGGAACCAGGGCCAGGAGAUGGGGAGCAAGAUGGAAGAGGAGCGCCACACAGGGACAUGCAUCAAUAAGCUCACAUUGGCUCCUAACCGAUAUGCAUCUGCCAGAGGUUGGGCAAGUUUGCCACAGAAGAGAGCGGAAGUAGCUACCGUUAUAGUGUGUGUUUUUUUCUUGAGAACAGGAUACUGAACGCUGCAGACAUUGUGGUUAUGCUGGUUCUAUGUUGCAUGAAGGUAUUUUCCUUGACGCCAUAACAUCAAGCACUUUCUGUUGAAAUGAGGGUGGACCAGAAAAGCUAGACUUGGAGAGAUUCCUCAUCUUUUUUUUGUCGGGGGGGCAGGGGGAGAUUUUUAAUUUCAACACCCAUAAUCAUGUUGGCUCCAUCCUCUCUAGUUGAUCCCUUAGCCAUAUCUCCAUCUUUACUUGAUUUAUUAAUCAUCGUUUUAUUUAUUUGAAAUUAUUUUUCACAGAACUCAUCAUGCGUCAGGUUGUACAUAUUUGCUUUCCGUUGACUGUUCAUAGAACCAUGGUGCUAGAUAUGAUGGGCCAUAGACUUUGUGGUUCCUAGGUCAGAGACCCAGCAAAUAAUACCUAUUUUUCUAUCCAUUCUCCACUUCCCUGUUGCACAGACCGGGGAAGAGACCUCCAUUAUGUUCAAUUAAACGGUUAGAUAACAGUGUCACCCUUAAAGAGUUUGCUGCAGCUAAAUCAUAUCUUUAAGAACUUUCCCUUCACCAUUUUUGUGUGUAGCAAACACUACCCAAUCCAAGAGUGACGAGUGUAGUUCUUUUUUAUUUAAAAAUAUAUUUUAUUACUAUCAUGGCAAAUGCUGAUUACCUUUUGCAAUAAUAUUAGGCCUACUUCUUUGCUGCCCUACAGUUGCACAUCUUUAGUGAAUUAACAAAAUCCAGACUCCAUAUUUCUCAACAGUCAGUGGAGUUAACAAAGUACUGACUUCUCCUUCUGACAUUCUCUGCCAUCCACAAAGGGUGGAACACUGUCCAUGUUACACCACUAAGAGAUGUGUUAUAAACUCUAUAUAUACCUGACUGUGGACUGACAGCACCCCUGUGCACUGGAGAUCUCAAGCAUAGCAUUAGGCCAGUACUGUACUGUAUGUUGCUCUGUAGGAUGGCUUUAAGAGAGAAUAAUGUCUUGGUGUAAAACCAAGAUAGGGAGAGAAUGCACUCAGCACCUUAACAUUUGCUGUCGUACAACUUUGGACAACGCUGUCAGUCAGUUCAGUCAUCAAAUGUACACUCUGUUGUUCACAUCUUUACAAUAAGAGAUUGCUUGAGCUCUAGAAUAGUUGUAUUUAUUCAUGUUUCUGUUCAGAUUUGGACUGGUGAAACUAGCUGUGCUUUGUAUAAAUGGUGGUCUAGUUGGAAAUCCUCCUCCCCUCGUUUCCUCUUUUUGUUUACUUUGUUACUUCUUCUUUCUCUUAUUUGAACCUUGAUGUUUGAGGACAGUUGUGUAUUACAUUUCAGCCUUUACACAAGACAUUGUUCUAAAGCAGGUAUUUUUUUAUUGUUUUUGAUUGUAUUUCUUUGUUCUGGUAGAAUUUUCAUGGAGAAAGUAAAGCAGGCCUUAGUAUCGGCAGGCCAUAUAACAGAAGAAUAUCAAGCAUUCGAGUCAUGCUGUUCUUCCCAUCUGCGUGCUACAGAGAACCCUUCAAGGUACAGAUAAUAUUCUAAAGGAAGUGAGCACUGUCCUUUUGAAAUAUAAUACCCAGUAAGGAAGAGCUUAGGCCCACCAGCCUGCGCGACCAAUCAGUGAGAUGGAGCCUGUAUUCCCAUGUGUCAAUCAUAUAACACCCUUAGCAGAGUUUGCCAAUAACAGGAUGCAUCUUUUUCAGGGAUACGGCUAUCCUUAACCUAGCUUCCUUUUUCGCUGAAAAACUGAUGUUGUAACAAUGCUCAGAGCAGGUUUCUCUAUGCCCACUCCACUCCCUAACCUCUUGCCAGGAUUCUACCUCAGUUGCUCUGACAGAUGUUAAAGAAUACUAAUGCAAAAAAGAGGAUGAUGACAAUAUAAUAAGAGUAACUUGGUUUUAAUGUCCUGCAGAGCUGGCCUGUGUGUUCCAUGAAACAUGCAAAGCACUAGUUGGAAACCUGAAGUUACCAUGACGAUCUCUCCCAGAACUGGUUCAGAAAGCUGUAUGUUCUAUAUGGUAGGGUUAUUUUAAAGUAUAACAAAGUGUUAAAGACAUGAAAAUAUGUGUGAACUUGUCUUUGUUACCUUGUACAAAUAAACCCUGAGUUUGUAAAUAAUUGUAUACAUAUUUCUAAACCCGUUUAAUUUUUCUAUGCACUUUUUUUAUUUAUAAUGUUAUUUGCUUAAUAAAGAUGUUAAGAUGUUUGAACAAA
Messenger RNA from Oncorhynchus keta (chum salmon), 15238 nucleotides. RefSeq names its product histone-lysine N-methyltransferase 2A-like. Gene Ontology annotation, cellular component: histone methyltransferase complex; nucleus. NCBI's taxonomy places the organism in Eukaryota, Metazoa, Chordata, Actinopteri, Salmoniformes, Salmonidae. The transcript is spliced from 35 exons. Gene Ontology annotation, molecular function: protein binding; zinc ion binding; histone H3K4 methyltransferase activity. The record is from RefSeq and is a predicted model, not a curated record. Bases 1 to 12693 code for a protein of 4230 amino acids. Gene Ontology annotation, biological process: positive regulation of DNA-templated transcription.